AUGACUAAAAUAAUACCGAUACUGUCCACCAGAAAGCAUGAUCAGUUUUCUUUGUAUAUAUACAGAGCAAGCACUGACGGGUCCAUUGAGGAAACUACUGAAACUUCAAUUGAACAGACCUCAAGCAGUGAAUACGUUACAAGCUAUGAAAACAUUACAACCAGUUACCCAGAAAUGGAAACUACUGCUAUCGAAAACAUUACGACCAGUUACCCUGAAAUGGAAACUACUUCUAUGGAAAACAUUACAACCAGUUACCCAGAAAUGGAAACUACUUCUAUCCAUACGUCUGUUUCGUCAACAGAAUAUAAUGUAUUCCAAUCUUCGGUAAACGACACCGUCGUCACAACAGCGGAAACAUACUCGUCAACUGGAAGUUAUGACUGUUACACUGUGUCAAGUGAAUACCAGGGCACUAAGAGUGUAGCAGAGAACGGAUACACAUGCUCAACAUGGUCAGACCUAGUACAGCUAGACGACUAUACGAAUCUUUAUCAGUAUACAUACACCGACCCCGCUGUAUUUCCCGAUGACUCUAUUGCUGAGGCUAACAACUAUUGCAGAGAUCCUGAUAAUUCUGGAAGACCAUGGUGUUACACACCGAAUCAUCCGGAUGUCAACUGGGGCUACUGUGAUAUUCCAAAAUGCGGUGUAACAACAUCAACUCAGGGCCCUAGUUCAACUGCAGCCACGACAACUGUUUUAAGCACUGGUCCAGUCAUAGUGACAUUUGCUGUCAACGUGCCUUAUUCGCUUGCGGGUGGUUUUGGUUCAAUAAUUAUUUCUGCAAUCAGGGCACAAAUACCGAACUUUUUUCAUGGAGUUCAAGAUGAACAUAUCCAGGAUAUUUCACUCUAUGACUCAAAUGGUAAUAUUUAUAUCAACUAGUGUGUGACUAGAUUUUUUUU
Mercenaria mercenaria is the source of this 908-nucleotide messenger RNA. RefSeq names its product plasminogen-like. The transcript has 6 exons. Lineage: Eukaryota; Metazoa; Mollusca; Bivalvia; Venerida; Veneridae. The coding region runs from base 1 to 888 and encodes 295 amino acids. The record is from RefSeq and is a predicted model, not a curated record.